AUGUCUCUGAGACCCAACGCUAGGACUGAGGUUCGCCGGAACCGCUACAAAGUGGCGGUGGACGCCGAGGAAGGACGAAGGAGGAGAGAGGACAACAUGGUCGAGAUCCGUAAGACCAAGCGUGAAGAGAGCUUGCUCAAGAAGCGCCGCGAAGGUCUUCAGGCCACGCAACUUCCUCAGUUCGAUCCCUCCUCCCUCGCCGCUGCUGCUUCUUCCGUCGAGAAAAAGUUGGAGAGCUUGCCUUCUAUGGUCGAUGGAGUUUGGUCUGAGGACAGAAGCUUACAGCUUGAAGCCACCACUCAGUUCAGGAAACUGCUUUCUAUAGAGCGUAGUCCUCCUAUAGAGGAAGUGAUAGCUGCUGGUGUUGUGCCUCGCUUUGUGACGUUUCUCAUGAGGGAAGAUUAUCCACAGCUUCAGUUUGAAGCUGCUUGGGCAUUGACCAACAUUGCUUCUGGGACUUCAGACCAUACAAAGGUGGUUAUUGAACAUGGUGCUGUUCCGAUUUUUGUCGGACUGUUGGCUUCCCAGAGUGAUGAUGUCCGUGAGCAGGCCGUUUGGGCGUUAGGGAAUGUUGCUGGUGAUUCUCCACGGUGCAGAGAUCUUGUCCUAGGUCAGGGAGCUUUGUUACCAUUGCUCUCUCAGUUGAAUGAGCAUGCUAAACUCUCAAUGCUCAGAAAUGCUACUUGGACCCUCUCCAAUUUCUGCAGGGGAAAGCCACAGCCUCCCUUUGACCAGGUUCGCCCAGCACUUCCAGCCCUUGAGCGUCUGAUUCAUUCGACUGAUGAGGAAGUGUUAACUGAUGCUUGCUGGGCCAUUUCUUAUCUUUCUGAUGGUACCAAUGACAAAAUCCAAUCUGUCAUUGAGGCAGGUGUUGUUCCACGACUUGUCGAGCUUCUCCUGCAUCCAUCACCAACUGUACUCAUUCCUGCACUUCGCAGUAUUGGUAACAUCGUCACUGGAGAUGAUGCACAGACACAGUGUGUAAUUAGUCAUGGUGCUCUCCUUAGCCUUUUGAGCCUUCUGACUCACAACCAUAAGAAGAGCAUUAAGAAGGAAGCUUGCUGGACAAUCUCAAACAUCACUGCUGGAAACAGGGACCAGAUUCAGGCUGUGUGUGAAGCGGGUUUGAUUUGCCCCCUCGUUAAUCUGCUUCAGAAUGCAGAGUUUGAUAUAAAGAAAGAAGCUGCAUGGGCAGUAUCAAAUGCAACGUCUGGCGGUUCUCCUGACCAGAUCAAGUACAUGGUGGAACAGGGAGUGGUAAAACCACUGUGUGAUCUUUUGAUAUGUCCUGAUCCAAGGAUUAUCACCGUGUGUCUAGAAGGUUUGGAGAACAUUCUGAAAGUCGGGGAAGCUGAGAAGGUGACGGGAAAUACCGGAGAUGUCAACUUUUAUGCACAGUUAAUUGAUGAUGCUGAGGGAUUAGAAAAGAUUGAGAAUCUGCAGAGUCAUGACAACAGCGAGAUCUAUGAGAAGGCAGUGAAGAUUCUUGAAACAUACUGGUUGGAAGAGGACGACGAGACAGUAACACCUGGUGAUGGCUCUGCCCAGGGCUUCCAGUUUGGGGGUAACGAUGCAACCGCACCGCCUGGUGGAUUCAAUUUCCAGUGAAGGUAAUAAAUAACUCAGAACUAACCCUGUCCAAAUGUCUGAACAUCUCAAACUAGGAGGAGGUGGAGUAUGUCUGUCUGUGUAAUUUUUUGAGUCUUGUGUUUCUUUCGACAGGAGCUAAGCAUGAUGAUUGAAGAGACGUGAGGGAGGUUUUUGAGUUUUGUUUGAGCGCUGGUUAAAUGAGGUCUGAUUAGAGUCUGGUCGUGUGUAAAAAUCAGAUGGGGUGCCUUGGUCUGGUCUGGUUGGUUUGUGUUAUGAGAAGUCAAGCUUUGUUACAUUUUGUACUACACAACACUGCAAAGUCAAAAACAUAAAAAGUUGGUCAAACUUUUUUUUUAAUUGCUAGUGCGGUCCAAGUCAUUUUGGGCUGUUGUUUUGUCUGCGUAUGCACGCGUAUCUCUAUUUAUAAUGCCAAUAUGUCUCCG
Messenger RNA from Eruca vesicaria subsp. sativa (arugula), 2033 nucleotides. The record is from the annotation of a GenBank genome assembly. Lineage: Eukaryota; Viridiplantae; Streptophyta; Magnoliopsida; Brassicales; Brassicaceae.